AGCGAGCGGGAGGGGGAUGUGGUGCUGCCGCGGCCGCCACCGCAGCUGCCGCUGCCUGCUCGUUGCCGCGUCUUCCCGGAGGCGGCUGCUGGAAGCCGCAGGGAGCAGCUGUGGUGCUCUGCCAUAUUGUGUCUCCCUCUGUCCGUCCCUCACCUCCACGCCGCGGCGGCCGAGCUGACGCAGCCUGGUGAAUUAAGUGCCUGGACCAACCUUUCUUCUAAAAAUAAUCCAAAAUGCUGGAUAAAGUAAAAUCUUAAAUGCAUCAAAGCUCUGGCACAGAGGUAAAGAAUACUUAAGCCAAACAUUAAUUGGAAACUCAUGAAGGCAAGGUGGACAGUGAGAGAGAGAGACAGAGAGAAAGGUCUUCCUUUACCGUUGGUUCACCCUCCAAUGGCCACUGCAGCCGGCGCUCUGCGGCUGACGCACCGCACUGAUCCGAAGCCAGGAGCCAGAACUAAAAGAGUAAAUGGGUCCAGUAAUUGGAAUGACUCCAGAUAAGAGAGCUGAAACCCCAGGAGCUGAAAAGUUUGCAGGAUUAAGCCAGAUUUACAAAAUGGGAAGUUUGCCUGAAGCUGUUGAUGCUGCCAGGCCAAAGGCCACUCUAGUGGACAGUGAGUCAGCUGAUGAUGAACUGACAAACUUGAACUGGCUUCAUGAAAGUACUAAUCUUCUAACAAACUUCAGCCUUGGAAGUGAGGGUCUUCCAAUUGUUAGUCCAUUGUAUGACAUUGAGGGAGAUGACGUGCCAUCCUUUGGACCAUCCUGCUACCAGAACCCAGAAAAAAAAUCAGCAACUUCAAAGCCCCCAUACUCCUUUAGUCUUCUCAUUUAUAUGGCUAUUGAACACUCUCCAAAUAAAUGUUUGCCUGUCAAAGAAAUUUAUAACUGGAUUUUGGACCGCUUCCCAUAUUUUGCUACUGCACCAACAGGCUGGAAGAAUUCUGUUCGACAUAAUCUGUCCCUGAAUAAAUGUUUUCAGAAAGUGGAAAGAAGCCAUGGCAAGGUUAAUGGAAAAGGUUCAUUAUGGUGUGUUGAUCCAGAAUACAAACCCAAUCUUAUACAGGCACUGAAGAAACAACCUUAUCCCUCAGCACCAACAUCUUACACCUCUCCCGAAUCUCUACAAAAUGGUUCUUUAUCACCUCAGUACUUAAGCUCUGUACUCAAGCAGAACCAAGUGCAAACCCUCAAAGAAUCUGAUAUUGAUGCUGCCACUGCAAUGAUGCUUUUAAAUACUUCUAUAAAACAAGGAAUUUUAGAAUGUGAGAAGCCCCUUCCUCUUAAGACAUCACUGCAAAAAAAGAGGAGUUAUGGCAAUGCAUUUAAUCAUCCCAGUGCUAUACGAUUACAAGAGAGUGAUUCUUUAGCCAGCAGCAUUGAUCCAAAAGAAGAUCACAAUUACAGUGCAAGUAGCAUGGCAGCACAGCGUUGUGCAUCCAGGUCUAGUGUGUCUUCCCUGUCAUCUGUGGAUGAGGUAUAUGAAUUUAUUCCAAAGAAUAGCCAUGUGGGAAGUGAUGGCAGUGAAGGAUUCCAUAGUGAAGAAGAUACAGACGUUGAUUAUGAAGAUGAUCCUCUUGGAGACAGUGGCUAUGCAUCACAGGCUUGUGCAGAUACCUCUGGAAAAGGGCAGCCAGGGAAGAAGAUACGAAAACAGUCAUGUCAAGAAAUUGAUGAGGAGCUCAAAGAGGCAGCUGGAUCUCUGCUGCACCUUGCUGGAAUUCGUCCAUGUCUUGGCUCCCUAAUAAGUACUGCAAAGACACAAAAUCAAAAGCAGCGGAAAAAAUAGAAAUACUUGUUAGUGUAAAAUUAUUUUAAAGUGUGGCAAUACUCUUCUACAUAAUUCUUUACAAGGGAUAUCAAAGCCAUAAUGGACUUCUUUAGUUUUAGGGUGGGAGAAAAAUGAUAAUUACUUUUUUUUUUUUCCAAAACAUUUUUGAGUUUACUUUUUUAAUUUUUAUUAAGAAAUUGCUGUUAGGAUCAUGCCCGAUCAUAAAUAUAUGAAGUCCUAAAAGCAUAAUUUUUGUGAUAAAUGUCUCCAAGAUUAGGAAAUUUGUAUAUAAGAAAAUUUUAAAAUCUUUAGUCUCUGUUGUAAACUUGUAGGAAAAACUUUUCUUCUGUUAAUAUGUCAAAAUGUAAGAUUUGGCAACUCUAUAAAACUUGUUUAAUUUUUAAUCUGUAUUUAACUAUAGUUACUGAUCCAGAUAAACUUUUUGCUGAAAUCUCUUCAAUGUACUUUUCACCUGACACAUGAUCCAAAAGGAUAAAAUUUGGGGUUUUUAUUUUUUCUGUUUUAUUUUUUGUUGUGACAUGACAAAGUCAAAUAUAAAUUGAAAAAGACCCUAGAUGUCAAGAAAGUUCCUUUUGGUUUUGUAGGUAGAAAAUACAACAGAAAUUUCUGUGAUUCAGAAAAGGCAAUUUGGGAUGUGAUUUCAUUGAAGACUCCAAUUCCUAUUACAAUAGUAUCUUUGAGAUUUUUUUACUUCACAGAUAGCAUAUAGCAUUUAUUGGGUCUUUUGUCCUUCCCAAAGUUCUUUGCAACCAUUGUUUAAAUUGUAGCCGCAAGCUGUCUUUGUUGAGUAAAAAUUAUCCAAUGAGAGGAUAUAGCCAUAGAGUGUGUUAUGGAGUAACACCCAUUUUGACACACUUUUGCAAUAAGAGACUCUUUGGUUUGCUUGCUUUGUACUACAUUCUGAGAAUCUUGUGAUAGGAACAGAAUAUAAUAAAACAUUUUGAAUACAUAUUACUUAAUGUUAUCAUAAAUAAAAUUGGAUUAUUUAGGAAAAGCUUCUGUCCAGGCUUUGUAUGGAUUAAAACUGUGUGUAUACCAAAUUAAAUUUUGGGAGAUGUAACAGAACUGCGGAGACGAAAUACUUUCAUGGAAUUCAAAAUUUGUGUAAAAUUAGAUCUUCCAUAGUACAGCCUUUUGAGGAGGCAGUGUAAUACCCGUAUUUGCCAUUAAUCCAUGCUAAAAAGUUUUAUAUUACUGUUCCAAAAGUACAUUGACAAGUAUUUUAAGUGUUUGAACAAAUCUGCUUCUAUAGACAGUUUUUCAUAAUACCAUCUGUACAGUUUGACUAUAUUAUUCAUAAAGAACAAGGGAUACUAAUAAACUAAACGUAUUCAUUAUAUUUUUUUAAGAAUGGUGGAAGCAACUUCCAGAACUUCAGUCUCAUCUCAUAAUAUACCCUAUGUCAAUGACCUUGUUUUCAUUUUUCUCAUAACUUAUGUACAUGUAUACACAUACAUACACACACAUGUGUGCACAAGUCGUGUUGCUUUGCUGCUUUCAGCUCUUUCCAUGAUUAUAAAACAUUUUCUUGGGUUUUUAAAAGAGAAUGACAGAUAUUUUUAUUUUACAUUUAAAAUUUUUAGGAUAAAACUGCCAAAUGAGAAGAAUGAUAACAACAAUAUCUUUUUCAAUUGAUAAGACUUUAAUCCAGGGAUAAUAGCAUUAAUGACCUUUGUCCUGUUUCUGUGUUACUUGUAAUUGAAUCUGGAUAGCCACGUUAAUAGAAUUGGUGCUGUUGAAAUAUAAUUUUGUAAUUGUUGAAAUGCAGGAUGAGGUAUUCGGAUUUUUUCCUUCUUCCUGUAUGUCACAUCUACAAAAAUUGGGUAAACCAAGUUGACCCCUUUUACUGUAGACAGUAAUAAAACAUCAACAAAAAAAAAAAUGGCGCUUUUACCACAAUAUAAAUAGUAAAGAGACUACAAAAAUCACUUUAAUAAAAAUAUUUUUAAGCUAUAUACUUAGGCCCUCUGGAGAGACCCUAGAAACAGUGUUUCAAUGAUCUGGUUCCAGUUUUGUUGUUGUUGUUAUCCUACUGAAAUUCUGUGCCAUAGAUGUUCUCAGUUCUACUCUUAAGUCUGUAUAGAAUUCAAUGAAUCACUUGCCAUCUGCUAAUAUACCAAGUUGUGUUCAAGGGGAAGAACCAUUUAUGUUAUGUCCCCUGUUACUACUUUCAUGAGGAUUGUGAUCUCAUUCCUCAAAUGUGUUGAGAUAGAAACAUGGCUCAUAACCACCCACGAAAGUCAUUCCAGAUGCUAUGGACUGGAAAUGGUAUUCCUGGUAAUAUUAGUAACAAAUUUUACUAUAAUAUAAACAACUUGGAAACCUCAGAGAGGUUAAAUAUUUUUAGACAUAUUUUUAAACUGUGAUUUUAAUAAUUUGCCUUAAAGUAUUAUUAAUUUUGUUACAACUCAUUCCAGUUUAUAACCCUAGCAAAAGUUUUAUCUCAGCACAAUUAAUCUUCAUCUUUCACAUCCCAUAAAGAAUCAGUGUUUCUUAAAUAUGUACUUUUGAAAUUUGUGCAAUAUAUUGCUUAUAGUCAAUAUUUUACUUUUCAAAUUCAGAAAAAGAAAACAUUACUUUUAUUUGUAGGAAAGCUAACUUGGUGUGUCACCUCCCUUUUUCCACUUUUGAGCCUUUCCUGUCCUUAUAGCCAGAAUGACUCCUCUUGACUUAGAUUCCUUUGUAUAUGGUGAAACUUAGUAUAUCUCUAUAUUUUUCUUUUUUUUUUUUUUAUUCUUUGCUUUCUGAGGCAUUAUGUAAAGGGUUCUUACUAGAUGAUCAGUUAAAUAUUCAUUAGCACAAAUUCAAAUCUAGUGAAAGUGUUGAUGGGAUAUACAUGUAUCAGUAAACUAGAAGGCCUUUCCCAAUAAUUUAAGAAACAAAUGUGAAUAUAUCACAAAGCUGUAAAAAACUAUUGCUUUAAAUACUGCAGUAACUUCAGCACCCUCUUAUGAAAACUUUAGCAUUUACUUAAGAAACUUUGAGACCUUCUGGUUUACAUAUAUUUUGUAGUGUUUUGUUUGAAAUGUGUAAGCUUUGAUUUAAAGUUUACUUCAAUAUGUUAAUGAUGUAGUCAAAAUAUUUAUUGAAAGGCAAAGUACAGUAUUUUAAUGUUGUACCUGCCAUUUUUUCUCAAAGCACAUUCUUUGCAUCUAACUGCCAGUGCCAUUGUCAAACUUUUUUUUAAAAUUGUUGUAUAUUUCUUAUUAAACUAAGUGCUUAAUUUUAAAGUAUUAUGUUACCAUCAUAUAGGGUAUAAAAAUGUGUAAUUGCCAAUCCACUGUAACUAUUUAUUUUUAAAUGAAAGUAUAAGAAUGCUUUCUGAUUCAAGAAAUUCCUUAUUAAACUGUUUCCUUAUCCUCUUUUCUGCUGUAGCAUAAAAAUUAUCCUGAGUUUGAAUAACUGCCAGUAGGUGACCAGUCACGAGUGAACCACUUCUCAGUUUGCCAGUCUUUUUGCUUAUAUUAAAACAACUUACAAAUGUUUAGUUUUUGUAUCUAAUCUCUCUGAUUAUUAAAAUGUUUAUAAAGUUUAUUUUUACCAAAGAAAUGCAAUUCAUUAUGAUAAAGUAUUGCAGAAUAAACUUGUUUUAUAACA
This is a messenger RNA of Lepus europaeus (European hare), 5386 nucleotides long. It is a transcript of the gene FOXN2, whose product is annotated as forkhead box N2. Gene Ontology annotation, biological process: regulation of DNA-templated transcription. NCBI's taxonomy places the organism in Eukaryota, Metazoa, Chordata, Mammalia, Lagomorpha, Leporidae. Gene Ontology annotation, molecular function: DNA-binding transcription factor activity; cis-regulatory region sequence-specific DNA binding. Bases 467 to 1786 code for a protein of 439 amino acids. The transcript is spliced from 8 exons. The record is from RefSeq and is a predicted model, not a curated record. Gene Ontology annotation, cellular component: nucleus.